AUGGCAAAUUUUAAUGAAUCAACAGUAGGGCUGUUUUUCAAAGACCUAGAAAAAGUCCUCAGUCGGGAUGGUGGAUUUGGUGCUGACCAGAUAUGGAAUGUGGAUGAGACUGGUGUAACAACAGAUCAAAGACCAUGCAAAAUUCUUGCUAAAAAAGGACUAAAGCAAGUGAGCUCUGCUGUUUCUCAAGAAAGGGGAACACUGGUUACAAUUUGCUGUGCAGUGAAUGCUCUAGGAAACCAUAUUCCGCCAUUUUUUGUUUUUCCAAGAGUGUAUGUUCAAGAAAACUGGCUUCUCACUGCACCUCCAGGCAGUUCAGCAACUGGAAACCCAAAAGCAACAGGAUGGAUGACGGAAGAAGGGUUUUCAAAAUACAUAAGACACUUUGUUAAGUAUGCCAAACCCACAGCUGAGCAGCCAAUAUUGUUGUUAUCGGAUAAUCAUAGCUCUCACAUAUCUGUAGAUGUGAUAAAUUUUGCUAAGGAAAACAAUGUGACAGUGAUGAGCUUUCCUCCACAUUGCUCCCAUAAGCUACAUCCUCUGAAUGUAUCUGUUUUUGGUCCUUUCAAAACGUAUGUGAAUCAGGCAUCUGAUAAUUGGAUGCGACAAAAGGAAAAUGCAGGAAAGUCAAUGACAAUUCAUGUCAUUCCUAAAAUCGUGUCCUAUGCAUUCCCAAAAGCCAUGACACCAAGCAACAUCAUGUCUGGGUUCAAAGUUACAGGAAUCUACCCUUUUGACAAAAAUAUUUUUCAACCCGAAAAUGUUUUGUCUGCAUGCACAACAUAUAGGCCAUUGGAAGAAGCAGUUCCAGGAACUAGCUCAACAAUGAGCUGUGAUGAAAUUGAGGAAACCAACUCUACUAAACAAAGCCAAAUCAUAAGCAAGGAGACAGUUGAUGUUGUGCAACCAAGCACUCCAAACGUUGUUGAGCAGUCUGUCAGAAGAAGGAAGAUCAAGUGCCGAGCAAGUGAGACCAUUUGGGAAACGGCCUCCUAG
This is a messenger RNA of Penaeus monodon (black tiger shrimp), 996 nucleotides long. RefSeq lists its product as uncharacterized. NCBI's taxonomy places the organism in Eukaryota, Metazoa, Arthropoda, Malacostraca, Decapoda, Penaeidae. The record is from RefSeq and is a predicted model, not a curated record. The coding region runs from base 1 to 996 and encodes 331 amino acids. The transcript has a single exon. Gene Ontology annotation, cellular component: nucleus. Gene Ontology annotation, molecular function: DNA binding.